AUGCCUGCACAAAAGCACAAUGCCCCCCGAAGACUAAAGGUCGGGCUGGUGGGAAUUGGCCGCAUGGGGCGACAUCAUGCCAUGAACCUACUCCAUCGAACUCCUCGAGCAGAUCUCAUUUGUGCCUGUUCACCCGCUGAGGCAGAUCUGGUAUGGGCAGAUGAACAUCUAGUACCACAUGGCGUUCAUGUCGUCCCCACCUUUGAGGAAAUGAUCGAAACUCCAGGUCUGGAAGCCGUCCUUAUCGCAUCUGCAACAUACCUCCACACCUCUCAAACCACGACUGCCUUGGACAAGGGAUUGCAUGUACUUUGUGAGAAGCCGGUAUGCCAAACUUUGGAUGAGCUAGUCGCUCUUGUCGAUAAAGUCGAGGCCCGCCCCGAGGCAAGUCUCAUGGUGGCAUUUGUGCGUAGAUUCGAUGAGAACUAUCAGAGUGCCCUCAGUCAAAUCAAGCAAAAUGCCAUUGGAAAGCCCGUGGUAAUUCGCUCUCAAGCCAGCGAUGUCAUUGAUGAGAGUCCAUACUACAAGCAGUAUCUCAAGGAUUCUGGGGGUAUAUUUGUGGACGCCACCAUCCACGACAUAGACCUUUCCCUUUUGCUAUUCGGAGAUGACUCUCAGCCCAAGUCUGUAUCUGCCGUUGGUGUGAGAGCUAUCCACCCAGAGAUUGAAGCUUGUGGCGAUGUCGACAAUGGCGUGGGUAUUUGCGAGUAUUGGGAUGAUAAGAUCGCAUUUUUCUACAAUAAUAGGAUGGCAGCACAUGGAUAUGACAACGCCACAGAGAUUCUUGGAACUAAGGGCAAGCUCUCUGUUAACCUUAUCCCAAGACGCAAUGCUGUCGAGCUUUGCGACAAGGAUGGUGCAGUCAAGACGUUUGCGCACACAGGCUGGUACGAGCGUUACGAAUCAGCAUUCGUUGGGGAAGCUAAUGGAUGGGUAAAUGCUCUUCUUGAUGAUACGCCUCUGCCUGUACCUCUGCGGUCGUCUUUGACAUCCCUCAAGAUCGCAACUGCGCUUCAGGAGAGUCUGAGAACUGGGGACAAGAUUUGCUUUGAUCGACAAGGAAACCGAAUUCAGGAGUGA
This is a messenger RNA of Fusarium falciforme, 1080 nucleotides long. RefSeq lists its product as hypothetical. Lineage: Eukaryota; Fungi; Ascomycota; Sordariomycetes; Hypocreales; Nectriaceae. Gene Ontology annotation, cellular component: cytoplasm. Gene Ontology annotation, molecular function: nucleotide binding; oxidoreductase activity. The record is from RefSeq and is a predicted model, not a curated record. Gene Ontology annotation, biological process: NADPH regeneration. The transcript has 2 exons. Bases 1 to 1080 code for a protein of 359 amino acids.